UUCUUCGGUUUGGGGGAAGGACUUUAAACAAACGACUGGCGUGUCACGUGACAGCGCGCCGCGUGACGUAGGAGGAAGACGGAGGCGCCAUUAGAGUGGGGCGGGUGGGGUGAGCGAACCCGGUAGAGGGAAGUGUGUUUGUGUUUCUCUUCCCCCCGGUGUGCGUCUGUGCUGCGGCCUCCCUCACUUUCCCCUUGGAUGAGGCCUUCUUCCGCGUCCCGUGUCGGAGUUGGGGCGGGGGGCGGCUGUCGCUGAUGUGAGGCCGCGGGAGCGGCGGCGACUUCGCUGCGGAUGGCGACGGCAGCGGCGACUUCUGGCGCAGGAAGCGGCGGCGGCGGCGGCACGGCCGGGCGAAACUUCUCCUUCAAGGUGGUACUGCUUGGCGAGGGCUGUGUGGGGAAGACGUCGCUGGUCCUCCGCUACUGCGAGAACAAGUUCAAUGAUAAGCACAUCACCACCCUGCAGGCAUCUUUUCUAACAAAGAAACUAAAUAUUGGAGGAAAAAGAGUCAACCUUGCAAUAUGGGAUACAGCAGGUCAAGAAAGGUUUCAUGCACUUGGUCCCAUUUACUACAGAGACUCUAAUGGAGCAAUUUUAGUAUAUGAUAUAACAGAUGAAGACUCCUUUCAGAAGGUAAAAAACUGGGUCAAGGAAUUAAGAAAAAUGUUGGGAAAUGAAAUUUGUCUAUGCAUAGUUGGUAACAAAAUAGAUUUGGACAAAGAAAGACAUGUCUCUAUUCAAGAAGCAGAAACAUAUGCAGAAUCAGUGGGAGCAAAACACUAUCACACGUCUGCGAAACAGAACAAAGGAAUAGAAGAACUCUUUCUUGACCUCUGUAAAAGAAUGAUAGAAACUGCACAGGUUGAUGAGAGAGCACGAGGCAACGGAUCCAGUCAGUCAGGACCUACAAGGCGGGGAGUACAGAUCAUUGAUGAUGAGCCACCAGUUCAGAGCAGUGGAGGAUGCUGCUCAUCUGGAUAAUUGUAUAAGACUGUGCAUCAUGCCCCCUAGUGAAGACUGCCAUACUCAAAGUCUCAUUCUUUAUCGGUGGAGAAUCAGAAUUAACAGUAUUUAAAAUCAUUUGUAACAAUUCAGAAAACCAUUAAGUGCUAAACUAGUGGAGUAUGUGACCAGAAAAUUGGCGUUUUCUACAGUGGUUAACAAAACAAACCAAUGGCCUUUUUACAUGUUUCUUUAAUAAUGAAUAAUACUGCAUGUGGGAGAGACUUAAGGCUUCAUUUAUAUUUUAAAUGAGAUCAUUAUUUAAUAACUUAUGUACACUAUUGGAAUGAGACAUUUUUGCAGCCCUUUGUAUUUUGUGGUAGAUUGAACUGUAUCAUUUCAAAAUUGCAAAUUCUUUUUAAUUAGCAGAUACCCACGUACUAUUUUUGCAGGGUUGGCAUCAACCUAUAACUGUCUGACUACUUUGAUAUACUCAUCCUGUACUCCAUGCUGGUAAAAUAAAUUGUAAAUUACAUAUUAAAUAUUUUAUCUGCUUUUACAAGUGCAGGUGCAGAAAUAUGUACAUUAGUCUUGUUGGUGAUUGUGAAGUGAAUAACAGUUGGUGAAAAGAUACAAAUUUUAUUGUCUACCAGCUCAUCCCCCCCCCCCAUUAGAUUCCAUAAUCAUACUCUCUGCUUGCUCUGAAGUUAGCAUACCUUUUUGAAACUCUUCUGGCAAUUAUUGGUCCAUAUAACACUUAGGCUAAUCCCCACUCCCAAAAGUGGUAAUUGGAAUGCUGUGAAUUGCUGCUACACUUGUUUCUAUUAGCAGAAAUUUGAUGUGCUUGAAUUUUUCAACUUCUCCAGUUUUCUACAUUGCAAAGAAACCUUAUCUUAUGAACUUGGCUUCCUCCAUCUGAUAAUCACUGAACAAGAACUGUUCUUGUAUCUUGUUCCUCCAAAAUGUAUUCACUCUUCUCCUGUACAAAGCUGGAAUGAAGUGAAAAUAACUUUGCUGCAGUUCAUUUUAUUGAUCACUGAAACUGAUAGAAACUUAUGUGUUCCAUGUAAGCCUUGUUUAAAUCCACUUUGCAUUUUUCAGUAGGAAAUAUUUCAGCUGCCACCACCAACUGCAUAGUAAAUAUUUUCCAAAAGGAGAAAAUGUGAAAACUGAACCAGGCAUUGUCAGGACUAGAACAGUCAAGCUAAUCACUAUUUACAUAAUGGAACACACCAACUUUCUGAGGGAAAUACCAGUUUAGGUGGGGUGUUCGGUUCCCCCCCCCCAUUUUUGGUAAAUGGAUAUAUUUAUGAUGUGGAAAAUAUCUAGUAAUAGUUUAGUCUUUGGCAAGGUGAGCAUGUAAAUCAUUCUAACCUCACGUGUGCAGGUUUUAAUUUCUUAUCACUGGUCCAGAGAUGAAUGUACACAGUUCAAACACCAAAAUAGUGGGAAUAUGUCACUAAUCAUCUAACUUCACUUUCCCAAACCUGACACAAACUUUAAGAGCAAUAGUUUUAGAAAACACUGCAUGCUUUCAUUGUCCUGAAUAAGCUGAUUUAUGAAGAUCUGCUAAGAUAUAUAAGGGGAAGGAGCUAUCUGUUGCACAUGACCAUAAUCUGGAUAAUUUAGUAUGUACAUUGUACUCUGUACCCUAACGCUUACUGGAAUUGUAAGUUAGAUGAUCUGUUAAAAGUACAUAUGUCUAAAUAGCUUGCUGCUGUGACUUUACCAUGUGCUGCUUAUUGUAAGCUGCUCUAUCUUCAUUAAAUAUUCACAUUUAGUACCUCUUACUUACAAAUACUUUUCUGUAGUGAAUGCUGUCUAGCAUGGUAAAGCUAUGAAUGAACAUAUGUUCAGACAGAGGGAGCUGCGUCAGACUGUUAGAAGGAAACUUUUCUGCCACUUGUGUUAAUAUUUGACACAGAAUGGAAAUGGACCAUAAAGUGGGACAAUCAAAAUGAGAUCUGAGGGCCAAGGCUUUGUGGUCUGUCCUGCAUAUGUUCCAAAUGUGAAACUUUCAGUAUUCCUUCCGAACAGCUGUCAUGUCCUUUUCUUCCCUUGCAUCCUUUCAAAGUCUUUUCCUUACCUUUGACUGUAGAUAAAGCUCUAGUCACUUCUAUAUUCUUCCUAGCACCAACAGCUCUGGUAUUUCUAGUUUUUAGUUUCAACAUAAACCUCAAAACAAAAACACAAAAGGAUUAUUGUUAACAUUAUUAAUGUUCAACAACCUCGAGAGGAAUGGGUGGCUGUUAAACAGUUGGGCAACAUCCUCUUGGCCACUCUAAGAUGGUAGGUAGCUGGGUAC
Gekko japonicus is the source of this 3247-nucleotide messenger RNA. RefSeq names its product RAB21, member RAS oncogene family (gene RAB21). The coding region runs from base 292 to 981 and encodes 229 amino acids. Gene Ontology annotation, molecular function: GTP binding; GTPase activity. The transcript has 7 exons. Gene Ontology annotation, biological process: Rab protein signal transduction. Lineage: Eukaryota; Metazoa; Chordata; Lepidosauria; Squamata; Gekkonidae. The record is from RefSeq and is a predicted model, not a curated record.